Messenger RNA from Penicillium macrosclerotiorum, 1377 nucleotides. Its product is annotated as MFS transporter. The coding region runs from base 1 to 1377 and encodes 458 amino acids. The record is from RefSeq and is a predicted model, not a curated record. Gene Ontology annotation, molecular function: transmembrane transporter activity. The transcript has 7 exons. NCBI's taxonomy places the organism in Eukaryota, Fungi, Ascomycota, Eurotiomycetes, Eurotiales, Aspergillaceae. Gene Ontology annotation, biological process: transmembrane transport.
AUGGAGAAAGGAGAGGUUCCAGCCGAUCGAAUGCCUCAUCUUGUGCACAGCCAUGCCCAUGAGGGUGAGAUUCCCGGUACUGUUGACUUGAGUGCCAUUGAGGGCGACGAUACAGCCUAUGGACAGGCGCUGUACCCUGUUCCAGCCGAGGAUCCCAAUGAUCCACUUCAGUUUCUCGCCGGGCUGAUCGGUGCCUCCAGGGCGACGACUUAUACUGGAUUGAUGAUUGCGCGAAUUUUUCAUGGUUUUGGCAGCGGAGUCUGUGAGAGUCUUCCUGUACAGCUGGUCAAUGACAUCUUUUUUAUCCAUGAGCGUGGGAAAAAGAUAGGUUACUAUACUAGAUCAACCGGUCCUUUAUAUGCCGGCUACAUGCUUGCGGGUGGUUUUUCAUGGAGACUCUUUUUCUAUGUUGAAGCUGCCUUUGCGGGGGCCUUACUCAUCAUGGCUUUCCUGUUUGUCGAAGAAUCUACAUAUCACCGCAAAGAAAAUUUACCGCCAUCAAGUUCCUCAAUUCAUUCUUUUGAACUUCAAGAUGGAAACGAGAAAACAGAACCUCCUGUUCAGCUGGAGAAUACGCCGUCCACAACCGUUCCACUCCGAAAUACAUUUUUGACAACUCUCAAACCCUGGGGUUCCAUUGACCCAGAGGCUGAGUUUUUCAUGACUAUUGCCCGAUCCUUCACAUAUUUCCUCGUACCAGCAGUGUUCUGGGUUAUCACCAGUUACGGUUUAUACAUUGGCCUUGGUGCCCUGGCGUUUAACUACACCUUUCCAAUUAAGAUCACUGCCCCCCCUUAUAACUGGAGUGAAACGAACUCUGGCCUAAUUGCCAUAGCCAGUUUUAUUGGCUACCUUCUUGCUGUCCCCUUCUCCUCGACCUCCGAUCGACUAGCUGCCUACCGGACGAGACGUAAUAACGGAAUCCGUGAAUCUGAAAUGCGUCUCCCAGCUUUAUUUCCUGCACUUCUUCUCGCCCCUGCGGGCCUGAUUGUGUAUGGAUUCAGUGCUCAACGCAAUCUACAUUGGAUUGGAUACUUUGCCGGAGUAGCUAUGAAUCAGUUCGCGUCUUAUUUUUAUUUUACGUUUACCUUGGCAUAUGCCGUGGACUCUUACUACGCGAAUACAUCGGAGAUGCUUAUUGCAAUGAACUUGGGCAAGCAAGCUAUCUCGUUUGGAAUGGGCUCCUAUCUACUUGAUUGGAUUCUGACGAGAGGAUAUGCGGUGGUAAUUUCGGGGAUCUUUGGAGGUGUUGUUCUCGCAAACAAUCUAAUGGUAGUCGUCUUUGUACUUUUCGGGAAGAGAAUCAGGAGAUGGACGGCCGCAUCUUGGCUGGGCAAGCUACACAAGAGGACUGCGACAAGGGAUAUGACACACUAG